UCUAAAAUCCUUCACACAGAAAUUUUACCAGGUGAAUCAGCAUCGUCUGAAACGCCUAGAAAACUUGUUCCCCGGUGACCAAUUUUCGCACCCCAUACUAAAAACGUGAAAAAAUGAGGAUUUUCGAAGCCUCACCGAUGGGCCCCGGAAGGGCCUAGGUGCCCCAAAUUCGGGGCCCUGGGUCACCUAGUGCCCCUCUACGACAUAUCCGAAGACGGGUGUCGUGGCACGAAAAAAACCAUUUGUCCGCCGUCCGAAAACAUGAAAUUCCCCCAUUAUAAUCUCCAUAGGCCUCAGGCCUUGCGUUUUUGUUGCUUUUUUUUAUCUAUUCUUUCAGGAACGUUGCAGCGGCCCGCGCUUCCGGGGUACGCCUCGUGAGACCUCCGACAUUCAGCGUGCCGAAUUUCGACCCAUCCGACUCCGGCACGAACCGACGGUCGUUAGCGGGAAACUGUCAGCUCUCCCGCGAGGCUGGGAAAAGUCGUAAAGUCCCCGAAAUCGAUGCGCGGGUCGGCGGUCUAAGGCGCACGCGCUAUGCCCCGGCGAAAACCUCAAAACUAGGGUAGGCGAGUCGUGACGCGAAAGGGUCUCGGGCGCGACGCUCGGCAUAUCUCGUAAUCUAGCAACAUUUAGCGACUUUCCAAGCAAGCAUUAGCUACUUUCCAUUGAAAACAGUUGCCAACACUGGGCACCAAUAAUCCGUCCAAGCUCAUAUACUCCACAGAAGCGCAAGCUCAAUGCGUCUGCUCGUAAGUCAAAACACGUCUGUGUAAUAAACACGUCCAAACACGCGCAAAGUAGCUCUCUUGCCUGGAAACAUUCACCAACAAACGUCCAUAUCUUUAUCUGAUGCAGAAAUGUUAUACAGAAAGCACACAGCGAGAGUACAGGUACAAUUAGUCCGUCCAAGCUCUAGCCAGUCCGGGCUUCUCUAUGCAGCAGAGGCCGAGGAUUGCGGCGUCUUCCCCGGGCUCCCUUACUCAGCUGAAGCCCAGGCCCCAGUCUACUCCUCAGGCUUCUGUUCCUACAUCUGCCUCAGCUCUUUGCUGUAUUGUGGCUCAUAAAGGUGCAAUGAAUAGCGGAUUAGAGCAACACGCUUGCGAAAUCACCCUCUUCUAUAUCAUAUUGAUUACCUUCCGCUGUUAUUGUAACAUGGCUUGCUCCACAACGUCUGUUUAGCUUAGCUUAGCAUAAAGAUGGCGGCUGAUCGUUUUUAGUCUGUGUUCGUAUAUUUUCGUAAGUCCCACCCACUGAUCUGUAAUAGGUCUGUAGUGAGAGUGGGUCCCACCCAUAGCCCCCACCUUGAAAAAAUGAGGAAUGAGUGUCUGUAGUCUUUCACUCUCAACAAAGAUACAGCAGUUCCUUCUUUCAAUGAUGCAAAAUGAUUUUACAUCAUUGAAAGAAGGAAGUGCAACACUGAAAUCAGUAUUUCUCCCGUCUCAGAGGAAACUGAAGGAAUGAAGCACGACCAUUUAAAAACAUGACUGGGGUUCUAACGAUAUAAAGCUUAAUGCAAAUCGAUGAAGUGUCCCUUUAAGAAAGUGUUUGUGCUGAUACUGACAAUGUUUGGAUCCACCUACACAUGUGAGUCUAGCUUUUCUCAUAUGAAUGCAAUCAAAGUAAAGCCACGUUGCUCCUUGAGCAAUGAGAAGUUAUCCCAGUCUCGAGAAUUGCACUUACCACAUAUGAGCCAGAUUAUGUUAAAGGUCCAAUUUGUAAGAUAUUUGCAGUAAAAUGUCCAAAAACCACUAGGCCAGUGUUAUAUAUUUUGUCGAGCUAAUUACUAUCAAUAUCUGUAAUGUUUUCAACUACUUGUAAAUCGUGAGAAAAUUUCCAUUCAAAACAUUGUUACGGGGCAGUGCGGUCUCCUGUCAAUGACGUUAAUAUCCAUGUGACCCUUUGUCACCGCCUUUACUGACGUAACCCACAUGACAACACUGGUCGAGUUCGAAAAAAUAAAAUGGCGGCCAAGGAAGCGACUGGAGCACAAAUUUAGUGUAAAUAAACGUAUAUUUCCACUUUUUACACAUUUUAAUUGCAUUUCUAGCGAGAAAUAAGUAUUGUAGUUUUCAAAUAUGUAAUUAGUUAUCACAAAGGCGCUCUCUGUUCAUAUUUCAAACACGCUGCCUGUACUGGCAAACUCUGUGUGUUUGUUCCUAUGACACUUCUAAUUUUUCAUCUCACCACUUCUAGGGAAAACCGGUGCUGACGUAAUUGACGGUCAAUGAUAGUAGGCUCAAGCACCGGAACCUUUCCUGUGGUGUUGGCUUGUCACUCCUUUUAUAGAUGCAACCAACCCCAUUGCCUCUAGAGAGAAGGCAUACUCAAAACAUUAAAUUGUUCUAAUCAAAUAUUGAAGAAAAAUUAAAUGAAUAACUACUUAUAUUAACUAAAAGGAAAAAAUAUAAAUAUGGCUCCUACACACCGGCCUCUAAUUGUGUGCAUGGGCAACAAUUACUAAAUGUACAUAUUACAAAGGAGCCUCGUUUACUUAUGAUACUAUAAUUAUUAAAGACAACAUGAAUGGGUUAUACUCAUCUUUUUCUCCCACAGGGUGGUUUCUCCAAGCUCAUCUAUUCUGCAUUUUCCAGUAGCAGGCAGAGCUUAGUUACUGGCCUAAGAAAUACACCAGUCUUGGUUCUAAUUUUCACUGUCCUCACUAAACCUUUGGAAUCUGGUAAGACAUCUUCAAUUCUUCCAAGACUCCGGGGGCCUCAUUUAUCAACAUUGCGUAGAAAAUGUUCUAUAUUUGUACCUACGAAUGAAAUUUAGAAUGUGCCUAAGUACAAAAAAAUCGGGAUUUAUCAAACGUGCGCACGUGGUUCGUACGCACAUCAGUAAGUAAUCAUUGUUGAUAAAUCCCACAUGUUCUUAAGCACCAUGCGCGUUCACGGUCAUGGUCAUUUGCAUUUCGAAACGCCUCCAAUUAACCAUAUAUGGGACAACACCUCCCUUUAUAAGUCACGUGGUUGUACUUUUCCCACACCGUAAUAAUGGCAAAGAAAGCAAAAAAGCGAAAUUUUACAGACACAGAAAUGGAGGUACUGGUGAAUGAGGUUGAGUCCAACCAACACAUACUGUUUGGUUCACUUAGUGCGGGAGGAAUAACCAACAAAAGAAAACAUUCAGUGUGGGAGCAUGUCACCAGUGCAGUUAAUUCCGUGGGGUCUGAGGAGAGGACAGUUCCAGAAAUAAAAAAAAAGUGGUUUGAUAUUAAGUUAUCGGCCAAAAAACGCGUCACAGCACAUCGACGUGAAAUCAGUGCAACUGGUGGAGGACAGACCACAACUGAAAUUUCUCCCUUGGACAGCCGCGUAGCCAGCAUCAUUGGCGACACAGCUCUGUCCGGGAUCAUUCGUGAUGGGGACACUGAUGCUUUAGAACAAGCCGGCCCAUCUCACACCCAAACGCAAGUAACACCCAUGGUUACAGAGGAGCUGGAUGAGCCGGUAGAGGUGGUAGAGGCGGGACCGUCCGUUGCCCCUUCCGUGCGCCGUCCGCCAAGAGUGCUGACUGAUGCGGUGCUGCAAAAUCAAGAGGACACAACCAAAGCCAUUAAUGAUAUCAAAGAACAACUGAGCAACAUAACCAGUGUAUUGUUGCAAAUUAAUGAGUCUCUUAAACAGAUUGCAUCUUGCGCAAAUAAAAUGACAAAUAAUCCAUAAA
Molecule: messenger RNA, 3666 nt
Organism: Misgurnus anguillicaudatus (oriental weatherfish)
Lineage: Eukaryota; Metazoa; Chordata; Actinopteri; Cypriniformes; Cobitidae
Source: RefSeq, a predicted model, not a curated record